Molecule: messenger RNA, 994 nt
Organism: Triticum dicoccoides
Lineage: Eukaryota; Viridiplantae; Streptophyta; Magnoliopsida; Poales; Poaceae
Product: histone H2A.Z-specific chaperone CHZ1-like
Exons: 3
Coding region: 190-636 (148 amino acids)
Source: RefSeq, a predicted model, not a curated record
GGGUGUGAGAGGAACUGGAGCGCCUUUGCUUUGGUGCACACAAAGCAAAGAAAUCGCCUUUUAUAUGACAAGCUCCACAAGCUAGUUUCUGUCCGCUACAACCUAAAGAUACGUGCUGAAGAAGAUCAAGAGAAAGAGAGAGAUAUAGAUAAAGAGGUUGAUCCAAGUGCAUUGCUGAUAGAUACAACAAUGUUCGAUGAGACGAAUCCAAUAAUGGAGUGGCUGAAUGAGGAUGAAGAUGAUCCAAUUGUGGAUGGAGCUGAUGCGGCCAGUGCUGUUUUUGAGAAAAUAAGGCACCUCAACUCAAGUAGGAAGGAUUCUUAUGUUGGUACAAAGGCUAAUAAGAAGAAAAGAAAGAGGAAUCAUGAUGAGGAGAAUGAGUAUGUCGAAACUGAGAGUGAGGAUGACGACAAUGAGAAUGAAUAUCUUGAUAAUGAGAGUGAGGAUGAUGAUGGUGUGAGUGAGGAUGAUGAGGAUGAUCAACAAUAUCAGCAAGAAACACAAAUGCAAGUGGAAGAAGACACACAAGUACAAGUCGAAAAGGAGACACAAGCAAGCGUUGGCAAUUUGGAGACUCGUAGAUCUGGACGGCUAGUUAGGAAGAAGACCAAGGAAGUCAACAGCCUCUACUGGUAGAUUUGCUGGUCUGAUACUAGCUGGAGCUUGGAGCAUGAUGCUAGUUGGAGGCUUGGAGCAUGGAAACUGGAGCUUUUUCAAUGGAACAUGACCUCCCCGUCCAUGCUUUCAUGGAUUUCUUUUGGAGAUGUUGUUCGUUGUGAUGCUUUGAUGGUUGUCUUUUGCUGUUCGGUGUGAUGCUUUGAUGGCUGUCUUUUGGAGCUGUUUCUAUGUGAACUCCUUUAAAUUCUAUUGUUGGUUGUACUGAAGUAUUUAAAUUUGAACUAUGUGAUGGUUGUGGACUGUAAGUUUAGAACUAAUGUGCGUGAGGGUUAUAUUGGACUGACACUCUUAUUUUAAUCCCUAGAGCUAAUUUGCU